Thamnophis elegans (Western terrestrial garter snake) is the source of this 2287-nucleotide messenger RNA. It is a transcript of the gene LRRC40, whose product is annotated as leucine rich repeat containing 40. The record is from RefSeq and is a predicted model, not a curated record. Bases 67 to 1908 code for a protein of 613 amino acids. Gene Ontology annotation, molecular function: protein binding. Lineage: Eukaryota; Metazoa; Chordata; Lepidosauria; Squamata; Natricidae. The transcript has 15 exons.
GCCGGCUGGCCGCGUUUCCCGCCGCCUCCCUGGAAUUCAGGCGGGAGAAGAGUCGGGGCGUCCGCGAUGUCUGGAGCGCGGAGACGGGGCGCGGGGCACUCCCUGGCGGGCUUCAGGCGAGGCUCAGAGCAGGAUGAAGCCAACGCGACCGCCGUUCCCCAGGGCUUGCUUCGGGCGGCUAGGAAGAGUGGGCAGUUAAACCUUUCCGGCCGGGAGUUGACCGAAGUACCUCUACAUGUAUGGCGAAUAAAUUUGGAUACUCCAGAAGAGGCACACCAAAACCUCUCUUUCAGUAGUGCUGAUCGCUGGUGGGAGCAAACUGACCUCAACAAACUGAUUUUAUCUUCUAACAAACUGCAGUGUCUUUCUGAUGAUGUCCAACUCUUACCUGCCCUCACUGUGCUUGAUGUGCAUGAUAAUCAACUCACGUCUCUCCCUUCUGCUAUAGGAUCACUAGAAAAUCUUCAAAAACUUAAUGUGAGUCAUAAUAAACUGCAAAAGAUACCAGAAGAGCUUACUCAGCUAAAACACUUGAGGAGUCUGCUUCUCCAGCACAAUGAAUUGUAUCACUUGCCUGAUGAAUUUGGACAACUUGUCAGUUUGGAAGAGUUGGAUAUCUCUAAUAACCAUAUCUCUGGUAUACCUACAAGUUUUGCUUUCCUAAUAAAUUUGGUGCGACUCAAUUUAAGUUCAAAUCAAUUAAGGAAUCUGCCAACAGAAAUCAGUGCAAUGAAAAGUUUAAGACAGCUUGAUUGCACUAAGAAUUUCCUGGAAACUAUACCUCCUGAAUUGGGUAGUAUGGUUUCAUUAGAACAACUUUAUCUAAGGAGAAAUAAGUUGUGCUACUUGCCAGAUUUUCAUUCAUGUACAUAUUUAAAGGAAUUACAUGUUGGUGAAAAUCAGAUUGAAAUAUUAAGAGCUGAACAACUGAAGAAUCUGAUUUCCUUGUGUGUGUUGGAACUAAGAGAUAAUAAGUUGAAAUCAUUGCCUGAUGAAAUUACUCUGCUACAGGGAUUAGAACGGCUAGACUUAUCCAACAAUGAUAUUAGCAAUCUUCCUUGUAAACUAGGAAACCUUUCUCAGUUGAAAUUUUUAGCAUUGGAAGGAAAUCCUUUAAGAGCAUUCCGCAGGGAUAUUCUUCAAAAAGGAACACAAGAAAUCCUGAAAUAUCUUAGAAGCAAAAUCCAAGAUGAUGAAAUAAGUAACCCAAAUGGAGAAUUUCCCAUGACAGCAAUGACUUUGCCAAGUCAGUCCAAAAUCAAUAUGCAUGCUAUUACUGCGCUGAAGACAUUAGAUUAUAGUGAGAAACAGGCCGUUGUAAUACCGGAUGAAGUUCUGAAUGCAGUUGGAGACAAUGCAGUCAGUAAUGUAAACUUCAGCAAGAAUAAUCUGACUGAAAUUCCAGCAAGGAUUGUGGAACUAAAAGAAUCUGUGAGUGAUAUUAAUUUUAGUUUCAACAAGCUGCCUUCUGUUUCACUGGAGCUCUGUAUGCUUCAUAGACUGACACAUUUGGACCUCAGAAAUAACAUUUUGACAUCUCUGCCAGAUGAAAUGGAAGCAUUGGCAAAACUACGGACAAUAAAUCUUGCCUUUAACAGAUUUAAAAUAUUUCCAAAGGUCCUCUAUCGCAUCCUUACUCUUGAAGCCAUUCUUCUUGGAAAUAAUCAGAUUGGAUCCCUAGAUCCUCAACAGUUACAGAAGAUGGAAAAACUCAGUACUCUAGAUCUUCAAAAUAAUGAUCUCCUACAGAUUCCACCAGAACUUGGGAAUUGUGACAAUCUCAGAGUACUUUUAUUGGAAGGUAACCCUUUCCGAACUCCCCGUGCAGCUAUUCUGGCUAAGGGAACAGCUGCUGUGCUUGAAUAUCUGAGAAGCAGGAUUCCUACUGUUGCUGCUGAUGUAAACUAAAAAGUGUGCAACAUCUUACUUUCUGAAGAACGAAGAUCAUGGCCUUUGUUGUUGAGAAACAUAACUUGAAAAUGCAUAUGCUAGAAAGUUGCUUCUAGGGUUCUCAAAGGAUUUUAGUCUACCUGCAGGCACCUCAGGCUGUUCUUAGGAUCAUACUUGUAUGGCAUAUAUUUGGGUGAGUGAUAUAUGACUCUACCCAGCAAAAGCAAAUGGUUGCUUAUGGUCUUCAACAUAUAUAUCUGAUAUGGCCAUGUUCUAAUUUUAUAUUUGGUACUUCUCAGCUGUUUAGAAAUCUGUUUAUAUGUUUUAAGCACCCCAAAAAUGUGUUUGCUAUUGCUAUUAUAGAAGAAGUAUAAAUUAAAGAUUUGGUUGCCACUGG